AUGGUCAUGUUUGGGGUCCAAGUCAUUGCUUUCAUCUCCCAUGGAGGAGUGCGGGGUCUCGUUCGCGAUGCCAAGUCCUCGCUCUUGACCAGUGAACGCAUAGAAUCAAGCACUGAUUACCCCGGGCAAUCUAUCAAGCUCUACGUUCUUGUUCAGCUCAAGCUUCACGCUCUUCUCCAUGAGACAUGGCUCCGGGGCAAUUAUUUCAUCUAUCAACAGACACAAUCGGGAUUCGAACCAACGAACGUUGUCUCAUGGCGCGUUCCUUCCCGCCAUUGGCCUCACUCAUCAUCUAUUGCGUACUUGGUCUUCCAAUACGGUACCCUCUUCUACACAAGAAUGUAA
This is a messenger RNA of Plenodomus lingam JN3, 345 nucleotides long. RefSeq lists its product as uncharacterized. NCBI's taxonomy places the organism in Eukaryota, Fungi, Ascomycota, Dothideomycetes, Pleosporales, Leptosphaeriaceae. The record is from RefSeq and is a predicted model, not a curated record.